GCUCUCGGGGUAGGGGUUCGGACUUGGAAAAGGGUCUGUGCCCCGCCCAUCCCGGGGCCCCUCCUUUGCCCCGCCCUUCGGACCGCCUUCCCCAUUCAUUCCUACGGGGUGCCACCUGCGCCCCCUUCUGGUCUCGAGUUUAGGGGUCUCUGCUUCCGGUCAUCCAAACCUUGGGGUCCUUCAAUGCUGGCCCCUACUCCAGGGCCCUCACGGGCCUUUAAGGUUUUCUCUAGCAGUCGAAGCUCCGGUCUCUCUCUUUUGGGUUCUCCAGCCUUGGGGGUUCCAACACUUAGUUCCCUCCAAUUCCUACCUUCCCUUCCUUCCCCUCCCCCAUCUUCUAGCUGUACCUGCUUUCUGCCCUACCCCAACCACAUUUAAAUUCUUUUUCUGGAAGCUGUGUCUGUAGAUCUUCUCAUUGCUCUAUAGCGCUUUUCCCACUUUCUCCCUCAUCUUUAUUGUUGGUCCAGAGGUGUGAAGGGAUGAGGAUCCUAAUAGAACUUUCAGCAUGAGUUUUCUCCUCGGUGGCCCCACCCUCCUCUGCCUUCUCUGUUGAUAGUGAUAGGAGGUGAGGGAUCUAAGGUGGAAGAAGGCAAACCAGGAACGCGUCUAGUGGUCUCUCAAGCCCUCUGACAAGUUGAUGGAACCCAGUUAUUCCUUCUGGCUGGAGAAUUCCCAGUCUUGCUGAUUGAAAUGCUGAAGUGUCUGCUGCAUAUGCAAGUACAUUGCCUCAACACAGCGACCUGACGGGACCUGGCGCAAGCAGCGGAGGGUGAAAGAAGGCUAUGUGCCCCAGGAGGAGGUCCCCGUGUACGUGGUUAGGCGUGAGGAGCGGGUAUGAGAACAAGUAUGUGAAGUUUUUCAAGAGCAAACCAGAACUGCCCCCAGGGUUGAGCCUCGAGGCCAUUGCUCCUGUCAACCCAUCAAGGUCUGAAGGUGGGGAACCAGGCCUCUCCAAGACAGCCAAACGCAACAUGAAGCGGAAGGAGAAGAGGCGGCAGCAGCAAGAGAAAGGAGAGGCGGAGGCCUUGAGCCGGACUCUGGAAAAGGUGUCCCUGGGAGAGACAGCUCAACUCCCCAGUGCUCCACAGGGCUCCCGGGCAGCCCCCACAGCUGCCUCUGACCAGCCUGACCCAGCUGCCAUCACUGAGAAGGCCAAGAAGAUAAAGAACCUAAAGAAGAAGCUUCGGCAGGUGGAAGAGUUGCAGCAGCGGAUCCAGGCUGGAGAAGUCAGCCAGCCCAGCAAAGAGCAGCUGGAGAAGCUAGCAAGGAGGAGGGUGCUGGAGGAGGAGCUCGAGGACUUGGAGCUCGGCCUGUGAGGCCUUUGGGGAAUUGGGAAUGGACUACAACAAACCAUGGGGCUUUCUGGGGUCCUGGGGAACAUGGCAGCAGCAGUCAGGAGGGGUACGCCCCCCUUACUGGCUCACUUCCCUCUCUCAUGGCCCAACUCUGUCCUCCAGAGCCUAGCCUCUCCCUCAUUCCUUCCCUUUUCUUCCAAACUCCUAUUUUUUAGACGUUUCCCCUUCCCAUUCCCAGUGUUCAAAAACCUCAGUGACUCCCCCAGGCUCCUUUGCUGCUGAUUUGGGUGUCUUAUUCAAAAGAAAAUUGGGUGGGUGGGACUCUCGGGAACUGAGGUUGAGGGUAGGGGGAGUAUGCCCAAGUCUUGGAGUCUUGAUUCCUGUUCACAGUGUUUAUGGGUUAUUUCCCCCUCAAUCCCUGACCUCUUUUUUUUUUUUUUUUUUUUUU
Molecule: messenger RNA, 1743 nt
Organism: Myotis lucifugus (little brown bat)
Lineage: Eukaryota; Metazoa; Chordata; Mammalia; Chiroptera; Vespertilionidae
Gene: PYM1
Product: PYM homolog 1, exon junction complex associated factor
Exons: 3
Coding region: 783-1316 (177 amino acids)
Biological process (GO): exon-exon junction complex disassembly
Cellular component (GO): exon-exon junction complex; cytoplasm
Molecular function (GO): RNA binding
Source: RefSeq, a predicted model, not a curated record